This is a messenger RNA of Aspergillus niger, 543 nucleotides long. RefSeq lists its product as hypothetical. The record is from RefSeq and is a predicted model, not a curated record. The coding region runs from base 1 to 543 and encodes 180 amino acids. The transcript is spliced from 2 exons. Lineage: Eukaryota; Fungi; Ascomycota; Eurotiomycetes; Eurotiales; Aspergillaceae.
AUGUCCGAUAUAGUAGGAAAUACUGGAACACCAGACUACACAGGAGAGAAAGUGACUUUGACUGCAUUUCGCGGGCCAGCGAGCCAAAUCCCCCCGUCAUCCCGACGCCAGAGCUUGGCCCUUCUGCGCAAGGAGCCCUGUGGGAAUUUCUGCCAUCAUAUCGUCAAUCUCAAUCCGCCUGUCUAUCGGUCGCCCGCUGUCGCCGCGUCUUCUGAACGGGUGGUUGUACCGCGCAACCCGGCUAUCGACAACACGUCCCUCGGACCGCCCACACCACCCCCCCGUUUUGCGUCCCGUCGAAAGCUACCCGUCGACUACCUGCGACCGCGCGAUUCCGCAUCACCCCCAAACCAGAUCCAGAAAUCAGAAAACACAACCGGAGGAGUCUGUCAAAAGCCCGAUUGCCAAUCCCAGCUACUUGUCGUUUGUGAAUUGUUCCGGAAGUGGAGGGAUUUGGCGGUGACGGAGAGGUCCUAUCAACAACAGAAAGCGGGAGGAAUUCUUCGCGGCCAGCUUCAGCUUCAAGCUACCAUUCGCGCUUGA